CUUUUUUUUUAUUAUUCCCAUCAUUUUCCCCCAACAAAAAGCCUUUAUAAUCCUCAAAAACUAAUUUUUACCAUUAUUUUUCCACAAGCCAUGACAAACCCCUCCACAUUUCACAUCUCUUUUCUUUCCUUCCUAAUCUCAAACCUAAUCACAACACCAUCUCUUAUUUCCGCCGUCGACCCCUUAUUCGUCUCCUGCCACUCCGGCGAAAACUACAUCUCCGCUAGCCUCUAUGCCAAGAAACUCGAAUUCCUUGUAGCCCGCCUUAUCUCCACCACUCCGAAAACCGAAAACCUCUUCUUUGAAGACUACAUCGUCGGGACCGAGAACCAGACCAUCUACGGCCUCGCUCAAUGUCGCCCCGACAAGUCCGCUGCCAUCUGCACCAACUGCCUCAUGCGCGCUGCUGGCUUGGCCAUGAACAACAAUUGCCCCGGAAAAAAAUCUGCCUUCGUGCGCAACGAAUAUUGUGUUCUCCGCUACGACGACCAUUACUUCUCUUCUUCGCUGGGAAACCCGAAUUACGAAAACUUGCAUAAGGAAGAAAUCGCUGAGAAUGAGGUGCAUUACAGCCAGCAUGUGGUGGAUCUAUUGGAAGGGCUGUUGUUGGAGGCUAUGAAGAGUGUGGUGAGAAUCGCGGCGGGCGUGAGGACGAGCGAUAUGAAUGGGGAUAUUUACGGGAUGGCUUGGUGCACCAUGGAUCUGUCCUCCGAGGCUUGUCAGCGGUGUCUCAGCGUCGGGCUCAUAAGUUAUGAAAAGACCGGUUGGACUAAAAUGCUUGGGGGAGGAUCCGUGUCUACGAGCUGCAUCGUGACCUACGAUACAAUAGCCCUUUUCGAUUUGUCGUUGUUUCAGGCUCUGUCUUCUUCUUCUCCGGCGCUUAAUGGAACAGGUUCAAGCAGACGCAGCCAAAGAGAGAAAAUAAUUAUUGCAGUUUCAGUCAGUGCAUCCAUUUUAUCAGCAAUCAUUGUCAUUUGCAUUUUCCUCAUCUGCCGAAGGAAACUAAUAGUUCGUAAAUGCAACAAGCAUGCUGUGGAGGAGAAUAUAAGAACAAGUGAAUCUCAUCUGCUUCCUUUUGUAAGACUUAAAGCUGCAACAAACGGCUUCUCCGAUGAAAAUAAGCUUGGAGAAGGCAGAUUUGGCCCGGUUUAUAAGGGGGUGCUAUGGGAUGGACGACAAAUAGUAGUGAAAAGGCUGUCCAAAACCAAUGGUGAAGGCCUGGUAAAAUUAAGGAAUGAAGCAGCUUUGGUUGCUCAACUUCAGCACAAAAAUCUUGUAAAACUGUUGGGUUGUUGCUUGCAAGAGAAUGAGAAGCUACUCGUCUAUGAAUACCUCCCUAAUGCAAGCCUUGACAAGCACCUAUAUGACCCUGCCUGGCGAGCACAAUUAGACUGGAAAAGGAGGCAUAUAAUCAUUGAAGGAAUUGCUAGAGGCCUAGUAUAUUUGCACAAUCAUUCGCGUCUGCGAAUCAUUCAUCGAGAUCUAAAUGCAAAAAAUAUAUUGUUAGAUGGUGACAUGAACCCCAAGAUCUCGGACUUCAGCCUCGCAAAGCCUGUCGGCAUCAAUGAGAGUCAAUGGAACACAAAACAAAUUGCAGGAACAUUUGGAUACAUGGCUCCAGAAUAUGCGACGCGCGGCCUGUUCUCGACUAAAUCGGAUGUUUUCAGCUAUGGAAUGGUGGUGCUGGAAAUUAUAACUGGGAGGAGAAAUGCCAGUUUUAUAGAGGGGGGGAAUGCCUUGAACCUUCAGACAUACGUUUGGCAGCAAUGGAAUCAAGGAGAAUCAGAGAAAGUUAUUGAUCGAGAACUUGGCGGUUUGUAUCAACUGGAGGAUGUGUUAAGAUGCAUCAACAUUGGGCUGCUUUGCAUUCAGGCAGACCCAGCGGAGAGGCCAAGCAUGGCUUCUGUAGUGCUCAUGUUGAGCACUAACGCAGAAAUGCUUCCAGCCCCGACACUGCCGGGAUACUUUACAGGGGAAAUACCAACGAGCAUGUCGCCUGAAUCGUGUACUUCGGUGGGAACCAACUACGAUUUUCAUUCAACAGAUCGGUUUACUGCGAAUUCCGAAUUACCGGAUUCAAUGGAAGCGAGAUGAGUUGGACGCUGUAGAGAUUUUUAGAUUAGUCAAUUCUUUUCUAAUUUUGCAAAUUUUACUUCAAUGAAGAAUACAUAGGGCCGCUGAGCCUGUGAUUAUACUUUACACGUCACCUAGUAAAAAAAUUGUAUUUAGGAUUCCUAUCAUUGUAUAAUUUCUAUAAUAAAGUUCUAAACCAUGGGUACAUAGAUUUUGACAAAUUUAUAAUGAAUUGAAUGUUUCGACA
Messenger RNA from Phalaenopsis equestris, 2320 nucleotides. Its product is annotated as cysteine-rich receptor-like protein kinase 15. The record is from RefSeq and is a predicted model, not a curated record. The transcript has 7 exons. Gene Ontology annotation, biological process: protein phosphorylation. NCBI's taxonomy places the organism in Eukaryota, Viridiplantae, Streptophyta, Magnoliopsida, Asparagales, Orchidaceae. The coding region runs from base 91 to 2094 and encodes 667 amino acids. Gene Ontology annotation, molecular function: protein kinase activity; ATP binding.